Molecule: messenger RNA, 1074 nt
Organism: Trypanosoma brucei brucei TREU927
Lineage: Eukaryota; Euglenozoa; Kinetoplastea; Trypanosomatida; Trypanosomatidae
Exons: 1
Coding region: 1-1074 (357 amino acids)
Source: RefSeq, a predicted model, not a curated record
AUGACGGAUCCACAGGAGGAUAACAUUUUCGCCCGCUCUGCAAUUCUGCGCUGGGCGGCAAGCAUUCUACGGAGUGAAUACAGCUCUUUCACAGAUAUUGCGGCAAAAGACGUUGCAGUGCUCCUUCACGCCAUUUUCAACAACCACGCAGGUGAAAAUGAAGAAGACGGUGGACCUGUCGUAUCUCUCCAUGACAUUCAAUUCUGCGACAAUCCCACCUCUAUGACACGGUUACUUAAUGCGAAGCGAGUGCUCUCUCUUGUGCAGUCACUUAGCUCAUCUCCGGCAUCAACAGACUCCGGCGGCAGUGGCAAUGAGGGUAGCCGACUUGUUCCUACAGGAGUGGGAAACAUGACGGCUUGCGCAUGGUUAGAAGGAGAUGCAUUUGUAGAAGAGUUAAAGAUGUGGCGCUGGAUCAGGGAUGCAGCCUUCAAGCGUGGUUUAGAGGCGAGCGAACUCGAGAGACGAGUGCAUUCGUUUCUGGGGACUAGAGUUGACAAAAAUGUUAUAAAUGAAGAAGGAGCAGACGCUUUAUUAUCGAGGAAGCGCCCCCGUGGGGAGGAAACUUCGGGUGCAACCUUUACACGUGAUAUGGAGGCGGCGGCAGGUGUGAACGCCGGUACGGCGUCGUAUGGCGGCAGAAGCAAUGGGAAGGGUGUGUUCAAGAACUCAGAUAGCAAUGAUGGGAAACUUCUCCAGGAGGGCCAAACAUCGGAGGAAAGAGAUGCUCAGUCGCUGCUCAAUAUCACGUGUGAUGGUGUGGAAGCCGCCCCAGGACUUCUAAACGUACUCGAGGGCGUGAUGAAAGAACUCAAUAGCCGGAAACUUGCGGGUGGCGAGACGACUUUUCAGCAUGGUAGCGAUGGUUUGACAUGUGAACCUCAUACGUCAGAAAACCUGCGCGGCAGCGGCUCAGCGGCCAGUGAGUGUUCCACUUGCCCUUCCAUUUACGCAUCCGCUAUUCAGCAAAACUACGUAGCAAUUGAAAGAUUAGAAUCUCUAAGAAACAUGGCAGUUGCGGCAUGUUUAAAGCGAGAUGCAGCAGGUCUUUUGGGUUUCCUGUCACUUGCAUGA